AUGGUGAAGCUCGAUAUUCACAUGGCUCAUCACCUUAAGCAGGAACGACUCUAUGUGAAUUCAGAGAAACAACUCAUCCAGAGACUAAAUGCAGAUGUGCUUAAGACUGCUGAAAAGUUGUACCGCACAGCAUGGAUUGCCAAGCAGCAGAGAAUUAACUUGGACAGACUUAUCAUAACAAGUGCUGAAGCUUCCCCUGCUGAAUGUUGCCACAUGCCAAGUCUUGGAGAUACACAGUUUGUUGAUGGAUAUAAGCAGCUGGGAUUUCAAGAGACUUACUAUGGAGAAUUCUUAAAUAGGUUAAGAAACCCUCGACUCAUUGCCUCCUCUUUGGUUGCUGGAGAGAAACUGAACCAGGAUAACACUCAGAGUGUUAUCCACACUGUUUUUACCUCUCUUUAUGGCAACUGUAUCAUGCAAGAAGAUGAGAGUUACCUCCUUCAGGUUUUGCGAUACCUGAUUGAAUUUGAACUCAAAGAAAGUGACAACCCUAGGCCUUUGAGGAGAGGCACUUGUGCAUUCAGCAUUUUAUUCAAGCUAUCUGAAGGACUCUUUUCUGCUAAACUCUUCCUCACAGCAACAUUACAUGAGCCAAUCAUGCAAUUGCUAGUUGAAGAUGAAGAUCAUCUGGAAACAGAUCCAAACAAGUUGAUUGAGAGGUUCUCUCCCAUCCCAACAGGAAAAGCUUUUGGAGAGAGGGGUUCAGAGAGCUUUAGACAAAAGGUCCAAGAGAUGGUGGACUUGAAUGAAUCCAAGCUGGUGGCCUUGGUGAACAAGUUUAUUGGCUAUCUCAAACAGAACACAUACUGCUUUCCCCAUAGUUUGCGGUGGAUUGUAUCACAAUGUAUAAGACACUCUUCCUGUGUAAGAUAGGCUUGAGUAGGGGAAGUAAGGGCAAUGUGUACUGAUCUCCUCUUGGCCUGCUUCAUUUGCCCUGCAAUUGUCAACCCAGAACAGUAUGGAAUAAUUUCUGAAGCUCCCAUAAAUGAGGUGGGCAAGAUUAAUUUGAUGCGGUAUGUCGGUCGCCUCUUGCAGCAGCUAGCAAUGACUGGCUCUGAGGAGGGAGAUCCUCGAGCAAAGAGCAGCCUUGGUAAAUUCGACAAAAGUUGUGUUGCUGCUUUCCUUGAUGUUGUAAGUGGCCGGGCAGUGGAGACUCCACCAAUGUCUUCAGUUAACCUUCUAGAAGGUUUGAGUAGAACUGUGGUGUAUAUGACCUACAGCCAGCUCAUUACUCUGGUUGGUUUUAUGAAGAAUGUCAUGUUGGGUGAUCAACUGAGAGAAGAUCGAAUGGCUCUUGAAAACUUGUUGGCAAACCUACCCCAGGCCAAGCCAGGAAAAAGUAACAGUUUGGAAAUGACUUCGUAUAAUACUCCUCAGUUGUCUCCUGCAACUACUCCAGCUAAUAAAAAAAAUCGCUUGCCCUUAGGACAACAGUUAGCAGCCAUCACUGCAUGGGAUCCCUCAGCCACCAAUCUCACAGCUCACAUUACUCUAGUAACCCCAUUUGCAACUCGAAGCAGAAGUCGUACCAAUAUGCUAAUUGACCAGCAUCCAGACCAUGAUGGAUUAUCCCAAAGGACUAUUCAGGAAGUGCAGCCAGAAGAAGUGUUGGUUAUUUCUUUGGGGACAGGUCCCCAGCUCACUCCAGGCAUGAUGUCAGAAAAAUGAGGUAUGGUCUUAAACAUGCAGCUUUCCGAUGGAGGACAAGGAGAUGUCCCUGUUGAUGAAACCAAACUCCACGGUAAACCUGAUAAAACCUUGCGCUUUUCCCUCUGCAGUGAUAAUCUGGAAGGAAUAUCUGAAGGUCCUUCAAAUCGUUCUAAUUCGGUAUCUUCUCUGGACCUGGAAGGGGAAUCUGUAUCAGAACUUGGAGCAGGGCCUUCUGGGAGUAAUGGAGUUGAAGCUCUACAGCUUCUGGAACAUGAACAAGCUACAACACAGGAUAACCUCGAUGAUAAACUACGGAAAUUUGAAAUUCGUGAUAUGAUGGGGCUAACAGAUGAUCGAGAUAUUUCAGAAACAGUGAGUGAAACCUGGAGUACAGAUGUCUUGGGCAGUGAUUUUGAUCCCAACAUCGAUGAAGAUCGAUUACAGGAAAUUGCAGGUGCGGCAGCAGAGAACAUGUUAGGCAGUUUGCUGUGUCUGCCAGGUUCAGGGUCAGUGCUUCUUGACCCCUGCCUGGUUCCUACCAUAUCAGAAACAACCAGCGAAGCUUGGAGUGUAGAGGUAUUACCAAGUGACUCAGAGGCUCCAGAUCUCAAACAGGAAGAGAGAUUACAAGAACUAGAGAGCUGUUCUGGACUGGGCAGCACAUCUGAUGAUACAGAUGUCCGGGAAGUCAGUUCCCGCCCCAGCACUCCAGGCCUCAGUGUUGUCUCAGGCAUCAGUGCAACCUCUGAGGAUAUUCCUAAUAAGAUUGAAGACCUUAGAUCUGAAUGUAGUUCAGACUUUGGUGGGAAGGAUUCAGUCACUAGUCCAGAUAUGGAUGAAGUAAUACAUGCUUCCCACCAACAGACUUCUCCUCCCUCUCAAUCAGAGUCUUUGCUUGCAAUGUUUGACCCAUUGGCUUCACAUGAGGGGGCAUCUGCUGUGGUAAGGCCGAAAGUUCACUAUGCUAGACCAUCACAUCCACCACCAGAUCCUCCAAUCCUGGAAGGAGCAAUGGGAGGGAAUGAAGCUAGGCUACCGGGCUUUGGCUCUCAUGUGUUGAUUCCAACUGAUGCAGAGGCAUUCAAACAGAGACAUUCCUAUCCUGAGCGAUUAGUCCGCAGCAGGAGUUCAGAUAUUGUAUCUUCAUCCCGGAGACCCAUGAGUGAUCCUAGUUGGAAUCGGCGUCCUGGGAAUGAAGAGAGAGAACUGCUUCCUUCGGCUUCUAUUGGAUCUCCUUUAGUGGCUGCACCUCCAUCAUCAUCCUCAUCUCCUAGUAAAGAUUCCUUGAGAGGAGAGACUGAAGAACGAAAAGAUAGUGAUGAUGAGAAGUCAGACAGAAACAAACCUUGGUGGAGAAAACGUUUUGUUUCAGCUAUGCCUAAAGCUCCUAUACCAUUUAGAAAGAAAGAAAAACAAGAAAAAGACAAAGAUGAUCUGGGGCCUGACAGAUUCUCAACACUUACAGAUGAUCCUGUCCCCAGACUCAGUGCACAGGCCCAGGUUGCUGAGGAUAUCUUGGACAAAUAUAGGAAUGCCAUUAAACGAAGUAGUCCUGGUGAAGGAGCUGUGGGGAACUAUGAAGGUGCAGAAGUUAUGGGGGAUGGUGAAAGUAUACAUGACUCUCCUCGUGAUGAAGCCCUGCAGAAUAUCUCCGCUGAUGACCUUCCAGACUCGGCCAGCCAGGCGGCCCCCCCACAGGACUCCCCUUUCUCUUACAGGGAUGCUAAAAAGAAACUGAGGCUUGCACUUUGCUCAGCAGAUUCUGUUGCUUUCCCAGUGCUGACUCAUUCAACAAGGAAUGGUCUGCAAGACCAUACAGACCCAGAAGACAAUGAGAUUGUAUGCUUCCUAAAAGUUCAGAUAGCUGAAGCAAUUAAUUUACAAGACAAGAACUUAAUGGCUCAACUUCAAGAAACAAUUCGCUGCGUGGGACGCUUUGAUAAUAGAACUUCGAAAUUGCUGGCAUCUAUUGCAGAGGACUACCGUGAAAAGGGCCCAUAUAUUGCUUACCUCACCCGUUGUCGCCAAGGGCUACAGACCACACAGGCCCACCUGGAAAGGCUGUUGCAGAGGGUUUUGCGAGACAAAGAGGUGGCCAACCGGUAUUUUACCACAGUUUGUGUGAGAUUAUUGCUGGAGAGCAAAGAGAAGAAGAUUCGGGAAUUCAUUCAGGAUUUUCAGAAGCUCACAGCAGCUGAUGAUAAGACAGCUCAGGUAGAAGAUUUCCUGCAGUUUUUAUAUGGUGCCAUGGCUCAGGAUGUCAUCUGGCAAAAUGCUAGUGAGGAACAGCUCCAAGAUGCUCAGAUGGCAAUUGAACGAAGUGUGAUGAACCGAAUUUUCAAGCUUGCCUUCUAUCCUAACCAAGAUGGAGACAUUCUCCGUGACCAGGUUCUUCAUGAACAUAUCCAGAGAUUGUCUAAAGUAGUGACUGCAAAUCAUAAAGCACUUCAGAUACCUGAUGUCUAUCUUCGGGAGGCCCCCUGGCCAUCUGCACAAUCUGAAAUUCGUACAAUAAGUGCUUAUAAAACCCCCAGGGACAAAGUUCAGUGCAUCCUGAGAAUGUGCUCCACAAUUAUGAACCUGCUGAGUCUGGCCAAUGAGGAUUCAGUCCCUGGAGCAGAUGAUUUUGUUCCUGUUCUGGUGUUUGUUUUGAUAAAGGCAAACCCACCCUGUUUACUGUCUACUGUUCAAUAUAUCAGUAGCUUUUAUGCUAGCUGUCUGUCUGGAGAAGAAUCAUAUUGGUGGAUGCAAUUCACAGCAGCAGUUGAAUUCAUUAAAACCAUUGAUGACCGGAAGUGACCUACUCUGAAGCCUGCCAGGGCAGGCAGACUGCUUAGGGGAGAAGAAUCUCUUAAGUGAUAUUCACCAGCUGCUUAGCAGGCUGAAGAUUGUCCUUGUAUAUUGUACAGAGUUGAGGCAUUUUCAACCAGAUCUUUACUAAACAGAUUAAUGAGUUAACUAGCAGAUUUUCUUUUCUUUGUUUCCCCCCCCCCCAUUCCUGUUUCUGGGUUGCAUAUUUUGUUCUCCCCAAUCUAAGUAGAGGCUAGAGCUACAACAAGGGACCACAUUUUUCAGGUGUUUUGGAAUAUAAAAACCUCCUGGGAAAAUUCCUAGGUCACCAUUCAUGGAUAGCCAUGCUUUCCUUUUCUUUAAAAAAAAAAAAAAAAGACCAGGUCACCUCUUUUAAGAUACCUAGUAUUGGUAAGAAAGCACCCACUGAACCCGAAGGUUUAUAAUAGUUGAAACAUUAGUGGCAUUAUCUCUAAAUCUCUAUACCUAAAUUGAGAAGCUGAGAAGGAAAUGUAAAUAUAAUAUAUAUAUUUAUAUUUGUUGUACUAUGGACAUCUUCAUACUCUUUCAUAAACAAGGAACUUCUGUGUCUUGACAGUAGGUUGUGCCAUAACCCUGUUGUGAUAUGGUUUCCUCAAAAGAACUUAAGCUGAGCUUAAAACAAAAAACCAUAAAUAUUUAUUUAAAUACAAUGCGGUUUAUUGAACUUUCCAGGAGUUUGAUGCGUGCAGUGCUACAGCCGAUGGCAAGUGUAUAUUUUGGGAUCUUUCACGAUGGAGGUUUUUGGGAGCUGCAUAUGAAAGAGAUGGACUGUGUCUAGAGAGAAGCACUGACUAUAGAAAGGAAUAGUAAAAUAUCAGAUACCUUAUUGUAAUAUUUUUCUUCUGAAAUAUUGUGUAUACUGUACAAACCCAGACAGAGCUCCUUAUGAACCUUAAAUUGUAAUAUAUGUUUUGAUUGAUUAUUCACAUUGAAUGCAUACGCCAGGGGAUUCAGUGAUGGCGUUUUUUACUAAGUGUUCUUUGUAUUGUCUGCUCUAGUGGUGCAGGUUUUACUAGUCAUAAAAUAUUUUAACAAAUCAUACUGUUCUUAUAAAUAUAUAUAUAUAUUUUAUAUGUGUGUAUAUAUAUAAUAUAUAUAUAUAUAUACAUACAUCUAUAUUCAUAAAUAGGCACCAUGUCAGGGUAUUUGGGCAGAUUUCUGUUAUUUUCUCCUUCUAACAAAAUAUGGAUUUCUUUUCAUUUAAAUAACUAAACUGACAGAUUUUCCUUGGUGCCUGAGAAGUUGACCAAGCAGGCGCUUGAUAGCAUUAAGCACAUGUCUUGUAUAUAAGUGAUCACUGGCUGGUUUUAUUUUGUACCUUUUUAUUAUUUCUCAGUAUAGAAAAGUGGUUCUUUUACAUAAUGGAGAACUGAGUCAGCUUCUUAAUGCUAAUAGUCCCACUCCCCAAAGUAUUUUUAUUGCUGGUAGUUGGGUAAGGAUGUGAUAGCUAGCCUCUUGUGGGCAAGGAAAGACACAGUAAGUUUUUUUUCUAUAGGAUCUGCUGUUUAGCAUUUAUAAAACACUGAGGGAAAAUUAGAGGUUUUUAAAAUUUUAUUCCACCCUUUUCCAUUCAUUUACUUGAAAAUAUCAAAUUAUAUAGAAGUAGGUGUAGAAUUAGGUGUUUGUUUUUAAUGAGUGAACACAUUAAACUAAUACUGCUAAACUUUCAUCCUUCAUUUAAGUUUUUAAAAAAAAAUCAACAAAAUACAAACUUGUGUACUGUUUCCUAGGCUGUGCCUAUCACGGUUGCCUUUGUUAUUGUAGGUCAAAGUCUGUUGUGUAUUCCAUUACCAAAAAAACAACAAAAACCCAAACAUUUGUAUAAGAUUUUUGAGAUUCAACUGGUCAGCUUAUUUCCAUUGGUAUUUUAAAAUUUGGAGCCAAUUGUACUGCAAUUUAAUUUUGAUCAUUUAACAAGAGAUAUUUGUUUCCUAGUGCACUGGCUGUUCCCUCCCCCCAGUGACUGUUAAAUUCUAUUCUAUGUCAUCAAUGUGAAAAUUAUAAGAUUCAGAAAUGAACUUACAUAGAGUUAUUGUUUUGGAGAGGGGGGUGGAGGGUGGGGUAAGGGUUUCAUCUCUUUAUAACCUUGACUGGAGUGUUAAAGUGCUGGUAGCAGUAGAAUUUGCCUUAUUUAGUGCUGCCUACCUGUAGUUACGCAAAUGCUUGAGCCCAUAGUAAGAACACCAUGGAAGUUCGGUUUCUAUGGCUAUACAUUCUUUUUUCAUUUGUGAUAGAGAUGAUGGCUGUACUCUUAGGCCUGACAGUGGAGGCUUUUGGCAAAUUAACAGAAUAAAGCUUAUUCAAGAGACGGUUUUCAUGUUCAUGCUGAGAAACUUCAAAGGCAAGACUUAUUUCAGCAUCAACAAUAACCCAGCUGUGUUCAGUGUUAGGAUUUGUUAUUUUAUUGAUAUUUAAGCAUGAGAGUGUGAGUGUGUGUGUAUGUGUGUGUGUGUGUGUGUGUGUGUGUGUGUGUGUAUUUUGAGGGAAGGGGAGAAGUAUGGGUUUGACUUUGCUUUUUCAAGGUAAUAGAAUAUUCUUUGAAGAUUUGCACUGAGCUUUCCUCCAAUAACUUAAAAUGGAGCAUUAUAAAGGAGUAUAGGACCUCUUGCUUUUCAUGCUGAAUGAGUUCACAAUGGGUGUUAAGUUGGACACUGGUUCACCUUGGAGUCUUACACAAUUAACAUGGUAGAGAGAGCAUCAGAUUGGGAAUUAGAAGACUGGUGUUUAAAUCCUGACGAUUAUGUUUAGCAGCUGUGGGACUUAAGGCAAGUAAUUUCUCACUAGGCUUUAGUUUCUUCAUCUGUAAAAUGAGGGGGUUGGUCAAUAUAAUUUCUAGGCUCCUUUUAUAGGUCUAAUUUUUUCCCAAUUGAAAAGAGAAGAAAACUAAUUUUCCUUAUUUGCUACUUCUGAGAAUUGAGUAGAAGAAACAUAGUUAAAGAUUUUUAGUUUCUCCCAACCCUUCUGUAAAAUGAGUUUACUGCCUCUGGUUUUCAUCAGAAUUUCAACAAGAUCUGUUCAUCUGUUUCCUAAUUUUUUUCUCUCUAAAAAAAACCCCUGAAUAUUGAAAGCCAUUUAUAUAAACAUUGUUCAAUAGUUAAAGAAUUAGGCUUUCUAAGGAAUUUUCAGACUCAUAGAUGUCCUGAUGUAACUUUUAAAUACUCUUCAUAUUAUAUAUCUCUAGGAAGAUGAUUUCAUUUUGUUUUUUCUCUUGUGAUUGCACAACAGAAACACAAACAAAAACUAUCUAAACCAAAAAGAAAAAAAAACCCAACAAGAAGCUAAAAGGAUGCCCCUUCACCCCGACCCUACUCCCCAAACAACAACAACAGCAAAGACUUUUGCUACAAGAGUCAAGCUACAGGAGCAGAAUUUUGGGAGCUAUAAACCUGUUUAGAAUGUCAUUAGAUGUUGGGUUUUUGUUUUUUUUGGCCAAAUAAAGGUCAGUGAAAUGCUUAAAAUAGUAAAGGUGAAAGGAGAAAGAGUAGGCAGCGUUUACCUGAUUACUUGAUAAACUGGUAGUGGCUCUUACUAGGAAUAAGCUUUCUGUCUAAUAAGAUGGCUAGGUAUUAAAAAUACUAGACCCUGAGGUGUUCUUUUUUAAAAAAAAAAAAAAAAGGGAAUUUAUUGUGGUUUCUGGUUGUAGACCAAAUCGACCAGGAGAACCAAGCAAUAUGAUGUGAAAGCUAGGUUCAGGGUUAGAGUCCUUCAUGAACCACCCUGGGUACUCCAAGAAAUCUUGGGUUACUUGCAUUUGUUAAGGUUGACAUCUCUUCUUAGUUGUGGAUAUUUGUAUUGACCAGUCAACCUAAGGAAUUGACCCAGAGAACUGACCAGUCAGCCCACAGAAUUGGCUCAGGGAGAUGUCUUUGUUGGUCUUUUCUGUGUUCUCCUGCCCUAUGUAAGCUUGAGUGGAUGGCCUCCCAGCAUUGAUGCUCUUCUCAGAACUGCCUGAGAGCUAUAGGGUUAUCAGAGCCCAACAGGAGUCCCAUUGUUAGAGCUGUUCCUCUUAAUAUGCUGUAUAAUAUUUUAAAAUGAUGUUUAAAUGUUUCUUUCUCUCUGCUCCCGCCUUUUUUUUUUUGAGGGAAAGUGUAUCUGCCCUAUUUUUUAGUUUUUUUUAUUCAAACAAGAUUAUUCUGAAGAAUUCUGAAUGUACCUGCCAUAAUUUUAAAAGAAUAGAGUUUCAAAAACAAUCUUCUUAGCUGAAGGUGUUUUUUCCCCUUUUCUUCUUUUUUUUUUAAAUUUAAAGAUUGACAGUCGGUGUUGUUUGGAAAAAUGUUGAAUGCCAAAAUGCUUGGGAGUUCUUUGCCAGACUAAUGAUAACUGAAUAUAUUAUAGAAUGUAAACAAUACCAGAAGUGGGUCCUCAGUCAAGAAGAGCUUUGCUCCUCUUUGGAAAGCUGCAUGUAAAUGAAAUCAAAGAAGAGUUAUGUGGUCAAGUAGAGAGAAGAGGUGUGGCCAAUGAUGUGACUGGACAUUCCUGGCAGCAGCCAAAUAGGAAAUUGGACUUCAGACAGAGGGUGUUUUGUAUCUAGCCAACAACAGUCAGUAUGGCUGAGCCUGUGAGGCUUUAGACUUCAUCUCUGCUGAACUAUUCUGUGUUGUGUAUCUAUGGUGUGCUUCUCCUGUAUUGAAAAGCUUUGUACUGCCUCUCCUCUUUGAAACUGGUAAAGCCUUUCUAUAAGUCGAAAUUAAUGAGCUUGCACAAUCUUGUAUACCUACAGGAAACUCGUCUUGUCUCUAAUGUGAUUAUUAAUGUAUUAUAUCAUUCUGUAAAACUGAUUAAAAAAAGGAGAGCAGUUUAACUCCCUGGAUUUUGUUUCCAUCAUCAUAUGUAGUUUGUCUUAUGAGCAUUGUUGAAAAUCCCUUUUGAUUUAUAAAUGUUACUGCUCUUCUUUAUGAAUUCAUACUUAUCUUUUCCAUAA
Messenger RNA from Dromiciops gliroides (monito del monte), 9403 nucleotides. RefSeq names its product GTPase activating protein and VPS9 domains 1 (gene GAPVD1). Gene Ontology annotation, biological process: regulation of GTPase activity; vesicle-mediated transport. Lineage: Eukaryota; Metazoa; Chordata; Mammalia; Microbiotheria; Microbiotheriidae. The record is from RefSeq and is a predicted model, not a curated record. Gene Ontology annotation, cellular component: endocytic vesicle; cytosol. Gene Ontology annotation, molecular function: guanyl-nucleotide exchange factor activity; small GTPase binding.